This is a messenger RNA of Pogoniulus pusillus (Red-fronted tinkerbird), 5164 nucleotides long. It is a transcript of the gene MPP7, whose product is annotated as MAGUK p55 scaffold protein 7. Gene Ontology annotation, molecular function: protein binding. The record is from RefSeq and is a predicted model, not a curated record. Gene Ontology annotation, biological process: protein localization to adherens junction. The transcript is spliced from 19 exons. Bases 450 to 2219 code for a protein of 589 amino acids. Lineage: Eukaryota; Metazoa; Chordata; Aves; Piciformes; Lybiidae. Gene Ontology annotation, cellular component: plasma membrane; cell-cell junction.
UGCCGGCAGCAGCUGGGGAGAGCGCGUUUAGAACAAGCACUGGAUGCGAGUGAGCCGCUCGGUGUCAUCAGGCGCCGCAGCCGCGCUCGGCAGACCCAGCUACUCCGAUUUACGGGUUAUCGGUACCGUGAGGUACUGAGAAUAACUUAAUUCACCUGUGGAAACAACUUGUUACUGACUGUUAAUGUCUGUGCUUAGUCGGCGUUGAGCAAUGCGUGCCGUUAUUAAUUCGGCAUUUUGCCUGUGAAGAAUGCUCCACACAUUCACAAUCCAGAAAAUGCACAUCGUAAGUCCGUGUUGAAGUGAAGACGAUCAUCCAGGAGGAGCUGGGAAAUAGCAUAAAUCUUUGCAGACAACUUGGCCGUGAGCAGUUAAACUGAAAUUAACUUCUGCCUUCUGGCUGCAGAGCGCUGUCUGACGUUCCUGCCUGAUACUCUGCAGACUAAAUCAUGCCAGCGUUAUCAGCUGGAUCUGGAAGUGACACAGGUCUGUAUGAGCUGCUGGCUGCAUUGCCAGCCCAGCUGCAGCCACAUGUGGACAGCCAGGAAGACCUGACCUUCCUCUGGGAUAUGUUUGGUGAAAAAAGCCUUCAUUCACUGGUGAAGAUUCAUGAGAAACUCCAUUAUUAUGAAAAACAGAACCCAGUGCCCAUACUCCACGGUGCAGCAGCCUUGGCAGAUGAUCUGGCUGAGGAGCUGCAGAGCAAGCCGCUGAGCAGUGAGAUCAGAGAGCUGUUGAAACUCCUUUCAAAACCCAAUCUCAAGGCUUUGCUCUCUGUACACGAUACUGUUGCUCAGAAGAACUAUGAUCCAGUCUUGCCUCCCAUGCCUGAUGAUAUUGAUGAGGAAGAAGAUUCAGUUAAAAUAAUCAGGCUUGUCAAAAACAGGGAACCGUUGGGAGCUACCAUUAAAAGGGAUGAACAAACUGGUGCAAUUGUGGUGGCAAGGAUAAUGCGUGGAGGAGCUGCAGACAGAAGUGGUCUUAUUCACGUUGGUGAUGAACUGAGAGAAGUCAAUGGAAUUCCAGUAGAUGAUAAAAAACCUGAAGAAGUAAUACACAUCUUGGCUCAGUCUCAAGGAGCAAUUACAUUUAAAAUUAUACCUAGCGUGAAGGAAGAGAUGCCAGCGAAGGAAGGCAAGAUGUUUAUCAGAGCCCUCUUUGACUAUGAUCCUAAUGAGGAUAAAGCAAUUCCUUGUAAAGAAGCUGGCCUUGCUUUCAGAAAAGGAGAUAUCCUUCAGAUCAUGAGCCAGGAUGAUGCAACUUGGUGGCAGGCCAAGCACGAAGGUGAUGCCAAUCCCAGAGCAGGCUUGAUCCCGUCAAAGCACUUCCAGGAGAGGAGAUUUGCACUAAGAAGACCAGAAGUGCACAUUCAACCACUGAAAAUUUCCAACAGAAAGUCAUAUGCUGAAUGUGCUGGUUACAACACUGGAUCCUAUCUAGCUGGUUUUAGGAGAAGCUUCCGUCUUAGCAGAAAAGACAAGAAAACAAACAAGUCCAUGUAUGAGUGCAAGAAGAGCGAGCAGUACGACACAGCAGACAUCCCAACGUACGAAGAAGUGGCAAAGUAUAGGCGGCAGCCUGAUGACAAAUACAGGCUUGUAGUUUUGGUUGGUCCUGUUGGGGUUGGACUGAAUGAACUGAAAAGGAAACUGUUGAUCAGUGACACCCAGCACUACGGGGUGACGGUGCCACACACGACCCGUCCAAGGAGAAGCCAAGAAAGUGAUGGUGUCGAAUACAUUUUCAUUUCCAAGCACUUGUUUGAGACAGACGUGCAGAAUAACAAGUUUAUUGAGUAUGGCGAGUACAAGAACAACUACUAUGGCACGAGCUUAGACUCUGUGCGAUCAGUUUUGGCUAAAAACAAAGUCUGCCUGUUGGAUGUGCAGCCUCAUACAGUGAAACACUUACGGACAUAUGAAUUUAAACCCUUUGUCAUAUUUAUAAAGCCUCCUUCGCUUGACCGCUUGAGAGAGACCAGAAAAAAUGCCAAGAUUAUUUCAAGUAAAGAUGAUAAGGGAACUGCAAAACCCUUUACAGAAGAAGACUUCCAAGAGAUGAUUAAAUCUGCCCACGUGAUGGAGAGCCAGUAUGGGCACCUUUUUGAUAAGGUGAUAGUCAACGAUGACCUCGCUGCAGCUUACAGUGAGCUUAAAACAACCUUUGACAGGUUGGAGACUGAGACCUUCUGGGUUCCUGUCAGCUGGCUACACUCUUAACAGCAUUUUAAACAGACAAAACAUAAGCUGUGUUCAGCAUCAAGGUAUGGUUAGGUGUUACUUGAUGGCUGUUUUCUUGGUAAGAGGGCUUUCUAACUCUACCUGAGCAGCAGGUACACUCUUCAUGCACUUGGAACUCAUCUUGUUUUCCUGUGUCUUCACUCCUGCCCACAAUUUUGGAGUAGAACAGUCAGAUUAAACCGAAGUUUUACACUGCUCCAUAAAGUGAGCUAAUACUAGUGUAACAAAACUGCCAAACAUCUCUUUAUCAUCCUCUGUGUAUUUCCAAGGUAAGCUUUUUUAAUGGAGAGUUUGCAGAAGAUCCUAAUUAAUGCUGGAGUUCAGCACUUUGAUGGUUUUAAGCGUAACGGCUCCCAUAAAGAGCAUCAGCACUUGGAAGUGAUUAGUCCUUAAGUGCUUGAGAAAACUAAAAUAGGCAAAAGUGACCAACAUUUUUAUGAGGAAGACAUCAUAGUUUAAUUAUGUACCAAGAUAAUUGAUGUGAACCUUGUCUUAUCUGUUCAACGUGAUGUUAGGAUUCCUUUGCACUUACAGAGUCACAGAAAGGGAGAUGUAUUCAGUGGCUUAAUGGUGUAACACUCUGCUGGGAGCAUGAAUGGGUUGGAACUUUCCAUGGCACAACCAAGAAAACUCACAGGAAUAUGUAUUUAAACAGGGGAAAAGUGAGUUACUAUGUAUAUAACUUCAAAGCCUUUGGGAUUAAUCUGCAAAAUCAGGGGCAAAAUUAUAUGAUCAGCAACAAAGUAGAGAGUAAUUUUUUUCCCCCCAUUUUAAUUCACUUAAAUUAUUUUUGGCAUCCUUUACAACAGUUCUCCCAGCAGAAAUUUGCAAACAGUUGGUGAGGAUGCCUCAGAGAUCUGGGAAGCACUUGCAAGAGAUUAUUUUUCUGUAUUGUUUACUACAUAGUGAUAUUUUUGGUAGCAUAACAUACUUUGUCUCCACUCCAAAGUUAAUUAGCGAUGUAGACCUCGCUGUACAAAAAUAUCCUUGUCACUGGUCAGACACAGUUGGAAACCUCAUUUUAAGAUCUGAUGUGGCAGUGUGUUCAAAUGUAUAUUAGAUGAUGUAUUUUUAAUAUAGAUAAUUUAGUAUUUUAUUUACUACUGAUAUGCAGGAAGCGAGUACAGCUGUAAAGACCAAGUAACACCUGUGUGUUGUGUUGUGAAUCUGUCUUGUUAAGUACAGACUGUGGAUAGGAACUUGCUGCCUUCAGGUCGUCCUGUCUGUGGCAUUGGAACAGGAAACCAUGUUUCAUGGCAACCUGAAAAGAGCAUAUAGCUGUCUUGUUUAAGGACAGAAGAAUUUAGUGAAGCUGGAUAUAUUUAUGAAAGGGUUGAAAAAGGGAUGUUCAGUUCUUACAUUUCUUGUCAGUGUGAUCAUUUGCUGAAGAGCUUACUGAGUCUGUCCCUGUAAAUGGAGCUCAACAUUCCAUGUAAAUAUUUUAUUUUAGUUCCUACACUGAUGAAGCCAUCAGAUGUUGUAGUUUUAUUCUCAAUGUGUAUUUAAUGUGUGGGUCGUUGCAUUUGGCUUAGAGUCCUAUAAAACAAGCGAAAUGGAAGGAACAACAGCAAAAUCUCCAGGAGUCUGGAAAUGUUUAUGCAGGAGUUAUAGAUGUCCUGAAUCCCAGUAGGGAUACACACUCUGCUUGAAAUGCUCUAAUGUAACUUUUGUCAAAUUUCACCCCUUUUCCUGGUGGACUUAAACUUUUUUUUUUUUUUGUAACAUAAAUAAAAUGUUGUUGAUUAAAUGAAUUGCACCAAAAUUGUGUGAGUUGAGAAAAUGUUUUCUUUGCUUUUGUUUUUUUAAUUGCUGGAAAUCAAACUGUUUCAGGGCAUCUGGAAUUCAGUGGGUCUUUUUACCCAAGGCACCAAGUGCCCUCACCAUCUCUUGCCAUGAAACCAAACUGAGAAGGCACUCAGCAUCUCUCAGGAUUUGGCUGUUUCCAGCAAGAGGGGCUUUAGUGCUUGCAGAAACACUCUUAACGCUGCUCCUAACCUGGGCUGUCACACAACAUUAGCGUACAAUAACACUCAUGUAAGAGACCUGCUUUUCUCUUUAAGAACUAGAGUAAUCUGCAAACUCCCUGGUAGAAAGAGUUCUAGCUGUCCUGCAGGCUGUUCUUCUUGUCCUUUUGAAAUUGAUUUCAUUCCCAUUCCUGGCUCGGUGUGGUCUAGGAGGACCCUCUACGCAGUUUGCUGUGCAGGGCAGCAGGACGCUGUGCAGCGCUUCGCUGCGUUCACAGAGAGCUGACCCUCUGCUCCUCAGCACAGUCCUGCCAAGAGUUUCCUAGACAGAUGGCUGCCUGCCCCAACUCCAAGCCAGGAGCUAAUUCCUGAAUUGUAACACCUGCAAAAGAAAGGGAAUCACAAAAGCAUAAAUCCAACCAACAGAGCAUGGUGUGCGCAGAGUCUUUCAGGAGUGAGAAAGAGUUUUAAUGCAACUACUGUUUUGUUCUUGAAAAUCAUUAUAACAGUGUUAGCUUAAAGCAGAGUAAAUCUUAGCUGUGAGCCUCUGUGAGGUGGAAAUGAUAGCAGGUCAAGGCAGAAAAAUGCCUUAGCCCAACAGCCCUGCUUAUCAUGAUGGACACUGAGCCAAUGUGCUGAAUUGUUCUGGGAUACCAAGGUGGGGGGAGUACGGAGAUUGUUCCAUUGACUCCUAAGAAUUUGGAAACAAAGACAACCAAACAUGUUUCCAAUAUUCAGUUUGAGCUGUGUGGGUUUCUAGAGAACUGUAUGUUUUGACAGUUAAGUCCAGAUGCUUUUAUUGUGUUUUAGCUGUUUGCCACAGUCAAACAAAUGAUAGUGUUUUUAAUAUUGUACCAUGCUCUAUACUUGAAUCUGCCAUCGGGUCCUUGGUUGAUGUCUCACCUGAAAUCUGAUCAUACCUUCUUAUGCAAACCAAUAAAUUAUUGAUACAUCACUGAA